Molecule: messenger RNA, 1078 nt
Organism: Porites evermanni
Lineage: Eukaryota; Metazoa; Cnidaria; Anthozoa; Scleractinia; Poritidae
Source: the annotation of a GenBank genome assembly
AUGGAUACAGCAGGAACAUCAGGGUAAGUUUCAACAAUUUUAUAAAUAUAAGUUGUAUUAUUUAAACCGCAUUAGAUAACAGUUUUGUAAUCAAUCCUGUCAGGAUUUUUAUGAAGUUUUGUUCGUCUUUGAAAGUCUAAACUAUUCGUGUAAAUACAUUUGCGGUACGAAUCCACCUUAGCUAAAAUCUGGAUAAACUUACCUCACUUUUUUGCUGAUAUAAAAGCCCUCUUAAAGCCAAGUUAUUGUAGUCGUCAAUUUUUGCACAUGAAGAUUUUUGAAAUCGUUCUACAGUCAUAUUUUACGCUGUACUGAUUUUCACCUCGGGUAAAAAAGUUUAUUUACAAAUAAUUUUUACUGCAGCACAGAAAUCGUUUUAGGCAAUUAAUAUGGAAUCAAAAGUUUGUAAGCUUACCAGUAUUAACACUGCUUGUAAAAAUAUAAUUAUUGGCACUUUAUAUUCAGAAAUUAUUCCAUGAAGUGGUCAGAAGAGCACGAUCUCAUGCUAUGCAGAGAAGUUCUUGUCAUGGAACCAUUCAAGCACCAAAAGCAAAGUAGAGAGAGAGGAGAAAUCUGGGGAGAAAUAGCACAAAACUUAAAUGGGCUCAGUGUACCCAAAUUCACUGUAAGAACGCGGUUUGUUAGGGACAGGCUCACUCUUUUGCUGAGGAAGUACAAAGAAAAGGUGAGAAACGAAGAGCAGGGUUCUGGCAUGAAAUGUAACGAGGAAACAGAAUUGGAGAUGGCAUUGUCUGAAAUCAUAGAAAAAGAACAGGCAGCUGAUUUAGAAAGGAAAGAAAACACGAACACUCUUACCAAGAAGAAUGAAAACCACAAGGCGUCAGCCGAAGAAAGUAGUUUGAAGGCCUUGGAGCGCUUGGGCCAAACAAAAGAGAGGAAUGCUGAUUCAUGUGAUGAAGAUAUCAAACCAAAAAGCAGAAGAAGUACCACUGAAGCUGUGCAAAUUCUAAAAGAAAAAUUUGAGGAUGAGAAGGAAUUACGGAAGGAAGAAAUGAAAUUGAAGAAGAAAGAGCAAGAAAAUAAAGCAGCUCAGCAUCAAAUGCAGAUAGAUCAGUAG